Phacochoerus africanus (Common warthog) is the source of this 996-nucleotide messenger RNA. RefSeq names its product olfactory receptor 8S1-like. Gene Ontology annotation, biological process: G protein-coupled receptor signaling pathway. Gene Ontology annotation, molecular function: G protein-coupled receptor activity; olfactory receptor activity. The transcript has a single exon. NCBI's taxonomy places the organism in Eukaryota, Metazoa, Chordata, Mammalia, Artiodactyla, Suidae. The coding region runs from base 1 to 996 and encodes 331 amino acids. The record is from RefSeq and is a predicted model, not a curated record. Gene Ontology annotation, cellular component: membrane.
AUGGACUUGAGAAACGACAGCACUGUCACAGAGUUCAUCCUCCUUGGACUGCCUGCCAACCCUCACAUCCGGGCUCUGCUCUUUGUGCUGUUCCUGGGGAUAUACCUUGAGACCAUCAUGGGAAACCUGAUGCUGUUGAUGGUGAUCAGGGCUGAUUCCCACCUCUACACACCCAUGUACUUUUUCCUGAGUCAACUUUCUUUCAUUGAUAUGUGCUUCUCUUCAGUCACUAUGCCCAAGAUGCUGGAGAAUCUCCUGUCUCAAAGGAAAACUAUAUCAUUGGAGGGUUGCCUGGCUCAGGUCUUCUUUGUGUUUGUUGCUGCAGGCACUGAAGCCUGCCUGCUCUCAGUCAUGGCCUAUGACCGCUAUGCUGCCAUCUGCCACCCUCUGCUCUAUGGACAGAUUAUGAGUAAACAGCUUUGUAUGCAGCUUGUGUGGGGCUCAUGGGGCCUGGGCUUUCUGGAUGCAUUUAUCAAUAUAUUCCUAGCUAUGAACAUCAUCUUCUGUGAGGCUAAAAUCAUCCCUCACUACAGCUGUGAGAUGCCCUCUCUCCUUGCUCUAUCCUGCUCUGAUAUCUCCAGGAACCUCAUUGCCUUGCUCUGUUCCACUCUUCUGCAUGGGCUGGGGACCUUCCUUUUGGUCUUCUUAUCCUAUGCUUGCAUUAUUGUCACCAUCCUGAGCAUCAGCUCCACCUCAGGCAGAAGCAAGGCCUUUUCCACCUGCUCUUCCCACCUCACUGCAGUAACACUUUACUUUGGCUCAGGUUUGCUCCGCCAUCUCAUGCCAAAUUCAGGUUCCCCUGUGGAGUUGAUCUUCUCUGUGCAAUAUACUGUGGUCACUCUCAUGCUGAAUCCCCUCAUUUACAGCCUGAAAAACAAGGAGGUGAAGGCAGCUCUGAAAAGAACUUUGGAAAAGUAUUUGCAACAUAUCAGGUGCAUAAAUGAAAAUGAAAGAUGGUGGCGAGUUAGAAUAAAUCUGCAUAUUAAAGGACAUUAA